AUGAGAACCUCACUUCAGCAAAUCAUCUCUUUCUUCUUCAUCCUCCAUGUUGUGCUAUCAUUGUUUCCACAGUCUCAGGCCGCCGCCAGCGAUGACGGCACUACCACCAUAGCUUUUGCAACCCUAGGUAGAUCUAGCUACGCAUUCGACAUCUACGCUCUCCCCACGUAUGGCCCAUCGAAAGAAACCCGCCUGACCGACGGAAAAUCCGUCAAUUUCAACGGCUACUUCACCUCGUCGGAAUCCCUCUCCAUGCUCCCGAUGCUACCCAAUCGAUCCGACCCGACGACCCAUGUCCUCUACGUCUCCGAACGAAACGGGUCAUCAAGAAUUUACCUUGAUGCGCUCUACGAGACCCCCUUUUCACGAAUCGGGUCAAGGUCCAUACUUGAGUCCCCCACCGAGUCGUCUCGGUUUCAGGUUCCUUUGGUGGGCGACGAGGAACCCGGUAGCCGGGUCUCGAUGAAGGACAGGCCGAGCUUGGUGGGUCUUAAUUUGAUCUACGUUUCGACCCACGAGGAUCCGGGCGUGCCCCGGGCAAGCUGGAACGCAGUCUACUUGACUCACCUGGUGACCGGGUCGACUCGGCGGCUUACACCGACAGGGGUGGCGGAUUUCAGCCCCGCCUUGUCUCCAUCUGGGGUCUGGACAGCAGUGGCGUCGCUUGGGGAAAAGGGUUGGGGCGGGGAAGUUCAAGAACUCGAAACGGAUAUUUACUUGUUCCUGACUCAAGACGGGUCGAAACGGGUCAAGAUCGUUGAGCACGGCGGGUGGCCCAGUUGGGCCGAUGAUUCCACUAUUUACUUCCACAGAAGGUGCGAGGACGGGUGGUGGAGUGUUUUUAAGGCGUCUUUCAACACUAAAGAUGACAAACUCGGUGUUGACUCGGUGGUGACUCACCGGGUCACCCCACCUGGUCUGCACGCCUUCACCCCAGCAGCUUCUAUAGCCAACAAUAGCUUCAUAGCAUUAGCCACGAGACGACCCGGAUCCGAAUUUCGUCACAUUGAGCUGUACAAUUUAGCCUCGAAAAAGUUUACCGACGUGACCCGACCGGUUUCACCAAAUGCACACCACUACAACCCGUUUAUCUCGCCCGACUCAUAUCGGGUCGGGUACCACCGAUGUAGGGGCUCAAGCAAUGACGAAACGGGUCGUCAUAAUACUUUGGUACUCGAGAAUGUUCGGAGCCCGCUGCCCAACGUGUCUUUGUUCCGGAUCGACGGGUCGUUCCCUUCAUACUCCCCGGACGGUGAACGGGUCGCCUACGUGAAAUCCCCGGGCCUUUACGUGAUGAACAAUGACGGGUCGGGCCUCCGAACCGUUCUAACCCGACCCGCCUUCUCGACCGCAUGGGAUUGGAAGAGAAAGGGAGUAGUCUACGCAAGUGUGGGGCCCUCGUUUGCAAGCGAGGGCACAAAAGUCGACAUCAUAUCGACCGACGUGGACAAUAACGACCGAAGCUACAAACAACUGACCCUAGGAGGCGAGAACAACGCGUUCCCUUCACCCUCGCCGGAUGGGAAAUGGGUCGUGUUUAGAUCGGGCCGAACGGGCCACAAAAACUUAUACAUAAUGGACGCUAUAAACGGGGAGUCGGGCGGGCUUUACACGUUAACCGAGGGCCCAUGGACGGAUACAAUGUGCAAUUGGUCGCCGGAUGGCGUGUGGAUCGCGUUCGCCUCGGAUAGGGAGAAUCCGGGCUCCGGUAGCUUCGAAAUAUUCAAGAUCCAUCCAAAUGGCACCGGGCUCGAGAAGGUGAUCCAGAGUGGUUUUGGCGGGCGGGCUAACCACCCGUGGUUUAGCCCGGAUGGGAAGCACAUAGUGUUUACAUCGGACUAUGCUGGAGUUUCUGCCGAGCCGAUUUCGAACUCACACCAUUACCAACCAUAUGGUGAUAUCUUUGUGAUCAAGUCUGAUGGGUCGGGUAUCCGGAGAUUGACCCACAACUCUUACGAGGAUGGUACCCCGGCUUGGAGCCCUAAAUUUACGAGGCCCGCUAAUGUUGAGUGGCCCAUGGAAAGGCCCAAGUGUUCCUUUGAUGAUUGCUAUUGGCUUAGGAUAAGGUCUAAUGAGGUAUUCAGCUCAUCCAAGAGACAAUGUGCUGAGUGA
Messenger RNA from Striga hermonthica, 2112 nucleotides. Lineage: Eukaryota; Viridiplantae; Streptophyta; Magnoliopsida; Lamiales; Orobanchaceae. The record is from the annotation of a GenBank genome assembly.